AGAAACAGAGUCACACGACAACACAAAUAUAUCCAUGGCUAUAUUCGCCAAGUGUCUUAGCAGGACAGAUGUUAGGAAGAGACUGUCUGUACCCAGCAAGUCUCAAGUAUUUCCCGUUGUCCGGCGAACAUCAUGCGGUUGACUUCAAGGUCAAAGACGAGAACGGUCGGGUCUGGACAUUCCGGUGCUAUACUCGCAAGAAAAAGCACCUGAAGCCGGUUCUUACCAAGGGAUGGCGUGAGUUUGUUUGCACCCAAAAGCUUGAAAUUGGGGACAAAGUGGAGUUUUGCCGGGACGGUGAAGAAGGAAGCGGCACCGGGUACCGUAUUAAAGUGAAGAAAGUUGUUAGAGUAUUUGGUGCUGCUUUUGGGCACGUGACAAUUGGUCUCCCUGAUUAGGUCUAUGGAUUUUUUUCACAAUCUUGUAAAAAGUUGUAGUAGUAUGUUUUUUCGGAAUAAAAUUGUUAAGGUUUU
Messenger RNA from Rubroshorea leprosula, 473 nucleotides. The record is from the annotation of a GenBank genome assembly. Lineage: Eukaryota; Viridiplantae; Streptophyta; Magnoliopsida; Malvales; Dipterocarpaceae.